This is a messenger RNA of Mesitornis unicolor (brown roatelo), 1050 nucleotides long. It is a transcript of the gene GPD1, whose product is annotated as glycerol-3-phosphate dehydrogenase 1 (soluble). Gene Ontology annotation, molecular function: NAD binding; glycerol-3-phosphate dehydrogenase [NAD(P)+] activity; protein homodimerization activity. The record is from RefSeq and is a predicted model, not a curated record. Gene Ontology annotation, biological process: glycerol-3-phosphate catabolic process; carbohydrate metabolic process. The coding region runs from base 1 to 1050 and encodes 349 amino acids. NCBI's taxonomy places the organism in Eukaryota, Metazoa, Chordata, Aves, Mesitornithiformes, Mesitornithidae. Gene Ontology annotation, cellular component: cytosol; glycerol-3-phosphate dehydrogenase (FAD) complex. The transcript has 8 exons.
AUGGGUGGCAAGAAAGUCUGCAUCGUGGGCUCUGGCAACUGGGGCUCGGCCAUCGCCAAGAUCGCCGGCAGCAACGCGGCACGGCUGAGCACCUUUGAGAACCAGGUGAACAUGUGGGUGCUGGAGGAAGAGGUGGGUGGCCGGCGCCUCACUGAGAUCAUCAACACGGAGCAUGAAAAUGUCAAGUACCUGCCAGGGCACAAGCUGCCCCCCAACGUGGUAGCAGAGCCAGACCUGCUGAAGGCCUGUGCUGGGGCUGACAUCCUCCUGUUUGUGGUGCCCCACCAGUUUAUUGGCAAAAUCUGUGACCAGCUCAAGGGCCACGUGAAGAAAGGCGCCGUUGGGAUGUCGCUCAUCAAGGGGGUGGAUGAAGGACCAGAUGGGCUCAGGCUGAUCUCAGACAUCAUCCACGAGAAACUGGGAAUAGAGAUAAGCGUCCUGAUGGGGGCCAACAUUGCGAAUGAAGUGGCAGAAGAGAAGUUCUGUGAAACAACCAUCGGCUGCAAGAACCCACAGCAUGGGCAGGUGCUGAAGGAGCUGAUGCAGACACCGAAUUUCCGGGUGACGGUGGUGCAGGAAGCCGACACCGUAGAGAUCUGCGGGGCUCUCAAGAACAUUGUGGCUGUAGGAGCCGGUUUCUGUGACGGGCUUGGUUAUGGAGACAACACGAAGGCCGCUGUGAUCCGUCUGGGACUGAUGGAGAUGAUCUCCUUCUCCAAACUCUUCUGUAAGGGCCCCGUCACCUCCUCCACCUUCCUGGAGAGCUGUGGGGUCGCCGACCUCAUCACUACCUGCUACGGUGGCCGCAACCGCAAAGUGGCUGAGGCUUUUGCUAAGACUGGAAAGUCCAUUGAGCAGCUGGAGAAGGAGAUGUUGAAUGGGCAGAAGCUGCAGGGUCCCCAGACGUCUGCUGAGCUGCAUCACAUCCUUAAAAGCAAGAAUGCAGUGGACAAGUUCCCCCUCUUCACAGCUGUGUAUGAGAUCUGCUACGAGGGCAAACCUGUCAGUGAUGUCAUCAAGUGCCUCCAGAACCACCCCGAGCACAUGUAA